AUGGCCAAGCGGCGCGCGGAGCCGCUGAUGUGCCACGUGCCCGUGAAGCGGCUGCUGCGCGAGCCGGCGCUGCCCCGCGCGGGUGAGCGGCGGCCCCGGGCAGAGCCGGGCGGCGCCGGCCCCGUCGCGCUCAAGCGCCCGCUGGAGGAGGCGGAGGCGCCGCCGGGAAAGCGGCUCGGGCCCGGCGCCCCCCGGGCGCAGCCGGGGGACGCGGGCGGCGGGCGGCAGCGGCGCGGCGGGACUGUGGCGCCCCAGGACGCGCCGGCGGCGGAGGGAAGCGCGGGCGGCCGGGGCAAAGAGCGGGCCGCCGCGGCCGCCGAGCAAGAAGAGGAAUUCUGUCAAUAUAACUCAUUCCUGUACUGGAGAGCCCCACUGCCUGCUAUUGAUUUGUCUGAUAUUCAGAACCUAGAUGAAGAGACUCCAUCGGGUGCCAAAACUGCUGCAAGGACUGAUACUGCAGAAACUGAAAUGGAAACCUGAUCAGUUGUUUCAUAGCUGUGCAUCUGUUCCCAGGGAACUUGUUUCCAUUAAGAUGGGGUUUUGUUCCUUGGGUGAAUAAUAAGCAUGCUUAUGCGGUCUUGGAGAAACUGUGGUGGCAGUCUUUAAAAGCAAAUCUGAGUUGCCUUAGUGGAUGGGAUGAGCAAUAUUGGGUACUUAAGAGGAAGCUAUCUGAAGGUGUGCAGUAAGGAGGAGCCAACAGUGUCUAACAAGAAUACUUGAAGACAUGGAGGCAGACUAAAAGAAGAAUAUAGAAAAUGAGAACUUUGGGAUGCAAUUAAAAGAAAUGGGGAUAUGUUACAUGUUGAAGUGCAGAAUUAUUUUGUCUGUCCUGAACAA
Messenger RNA from Melozone crissalis (California towhee), 837 nucleotides. It is a transcript of the gene CUNH9orf40, whose product is annotated as chromosome unknown C9orf40 homolog. The transcript has 2 exons. The record is from RefSeq and is a predicted model, not a curated record. NCBI's taxonomy places the organism in Eukaryota, Metazoa, Chordata, Aves, Passeriformes, Passerellidae. Bases 1 to 480 code for a protein of 159 amino acids.